CGUCAGAGCAGCGACUUCCGGCGGAAGCUGAAGCCGGCUCCGAGGUUUGGCAGAGGAUAAGCAAGGAGUUGACGCCGAUGGCUCUUCGAAGUUUGCUGAUCUAAGAAGGCCCACUUCUUGUUCGAGGGAUGAUGGCAUUUGAGCAGAUACCAAAAAAGGAUUGGUACCGUAUUCUGGGGGCAGAUCCAACUGCAAGCGUGUCAGACCUAAAACAAAAAUAUCAAAAACUCAUAUUAAUGUAUCAUCCAGAUAAACAAAGUGCAGAUGUGCCAGCAGGAACAGUGGAGGAGUGUAUACAGAAAUUCAUCGAGAUUGAUCAGGCAUGGAAAAUUCUAGGGAAUGAAGAGACAAAAAAAGAGUAUGACCUGCAGCGGCAUGAAGAUGAUCUAAGAAACAUGGGACCAGUAGAUGCUCAAGUAUAUCUUGAAGAAAUGUCUUGGAAUGAAGAUGAUCAUUCUUUUUCUCUGAGUUGCCGAUGUGGUGGAAAAUACAGUGUUUCAAAGGAUGAAAUAGAAGAAGUUACCCUAAUUUCUUGUGAUACAUGUUCACUCAUUAUAGAACUCCUUCAUUAUAGCUGAAAUUGUUCAGAGUGGAAUCCUUAGUAUAUUCAGACGCGUGGAGAAGAGUCCACUCUAACUUUGUCCAAUCAAGCAGAUGUAUAAAGCUCAUAAAAAAGAAAAAAAGUAGGAUUCUUUUUUGCCAGCUCUAUUUUUUGCAGAGAAAAUAUAAGACUACAAGUAAAGGCCACCCAUAUUAAUAGAAAGUUAAUUUCACUAUUUAUAUGUAUUUAAAUUUUAUAUUUAUAGAUCACAAAAAAGAGGACUUGAAUAAAUUUAGUGAAUUCCUAUCUGAGAAUUUUCUUAUUGGUUCGUUUUCUUCUUGGUACAAAAUGAGAAUUCUUCUUUCUUCAUACAAGCAUGUCUCCUCUUUUAUUGGAUCAUAAUAUCAUCAUAUUCCUCUAUAGUUACUAAGUUUCUGAAGUAACAUAUUUGUAACUGCUAAAGUUACAGAUCUUUUGUGAAACUAUCUCAGAUUCUUAGGUCAUUAGAAUUAAGUUAGAAUCUCUGUGAAUAACAUGUGAUCCUAGCUCUCCCAUGAUGAAGGCUGGGUAUGUAUGGGUAUUCAUGAGGUUAUUUCAGAGGUAAUAAGAAGGCAAAGUGCCAAGAGUAAAAAGGAUAGCCUUGGAGUCAGAAAAGGUGACCAUCGCACUGCUGUUAUGACAAAAUGCACUUUUACAACAUGUUGUUAUUGGUUAUAGUUGACUGUAAAGAUUUUAUUUUUCUAUAUAUUUAAUAUUUUAUGUACAGAGUAAGUCAGAACUCAUUUAAAAAAUUUUAAGAAAUCCUUUAUGGGAUCACUGAAACUUUCAGCCUUAAUUGCAAAUGAGUGAGCCAAGCAUGUGACUUAGCAGCUUUUCAUGAGGUCAGACUCUUGGUUUUUAUUGUUGGUUUGGACUUACAAGAAUAGUUACUACUCUACCUUGUAAAUGUAGCUAAAAUAUGAGGCAUAUUCAAGAGGAGUAAAUUACUUUUCAUUAUACCUAUAAAACCAAAAAUUCAAAAGUGAGGUUGUUCUAGGUUUUUUCCAUAAAAAUAUUUUUAUAUCAUAAAAUUUGGAUGACUUAUUUAUCCAUGUUUUGAACAACUAUAGCUUGCAGAAUAUGUGUUCCUUACUCUUUACAUUUAACAAUGAAAAAUAAAACUGAAUAGCAAAUAGUUUAUUAGUAAGUACAUGGUUUCAGUGACAGUAAUAAAUUCACUUGAACAGAAGACAAUAAUCAUAACAAAAGAAUAAGUGCUUGCUAAUCAUCAGAAAAUCUGUGGCCAUUAGGACUGUCACGUAGAAAUCCAAAAUCACUCAGAGGCCAAAUCUGUAAAAUCAAAAUGUGAUUGAAGAUAAUUAUUAAACAUGAUGUAUUACCUUUUUUCCCAUCCAUCCCUUUCCUUAUGUCAUAUAAUUAAACAUUUUCUCUUUAUUCCUCAGUCAGGAACAAAUUUUCUACAUCAAAGUAAGACUGUAGAAAGUAAACUUGUAUGUGUGUUGUGUAUUUAAACUCUAAAGUUUGGAACAUUCAAACAUUUUAAGAAAUAAUAUGUAUGUGGUAUGUAAAUAAAUGUGUGCGGGGCUGUG
Messenger RNA from Vicugna pacos (alpaca), 2130 nucleotides. RefSeq names its product DnaJ heat shock protein family (Hsp40) member C24 (gene DNAJC24). Gene Ontology annotation, biological process: positive regulation of ATP-dependent activity. The record is from RefSeq and is a predicted model, not a curated record. Gene Ontology annotation, molecular function: ferrous iron binding; ATPase activator activity. Lineage: Eukaryota; Metazoa; Chordata; Mammalia; Artiodactyla; Camelidae.